Alexandromys fortis (reed vole) is the source of this 8234-nucleotide messenger RNA. It is a transcript of the gene Slc9c2, whose product is annotated as solute carrier family 9 member C2 (putative). The transcript has 28 exons. The coding region runs from base 501 to 3932 and encodes 1143 amino acids. The record is from RefSeq and is a predicted model, not a curated record. Gene Ontology annotation, molecular function: potassium:proton antiporter activity; sodium:proton antiporter activity. Gene Ontology annotation, cellular component: plasma membrane. NCBI's taxonomy places the organism in Eukaryota, Metazoa, Chordata, Mammalia, Rodentia, Cricetidae. Gene Ontology annotation, biological process: sodium ion import across plasma membrane; proton transmembrane transport; potassium ion transmembrane transport.
UUAAGAAAAACACACAUCGAUACAAAGAAAGUUGCAGAGAUCAUUUUAGGGUGGUGUGGAUGUAUUAGUUAUAAUUCGGGGGCAGAUAUAGAACUUCUGACUGAAAUUCAGUCUCUAAGAAUCGAGACAUCCUUCAGAGCUUCUUCACCACAGAAGUGAUGCAGAUGACGGACGGAUUCAGCCAGCUUCCUGUGUGAUGCUCCCCUUGGAGCACACACAGCAACCUUGAUUAGUAAGGAGCAGGAAGAAAAAGAGUUCCCUGCACACAGUGUAACUCCUCCAUGGCAGCAAACUGCAAGUUGAUGAUUAGCGUUCACCCAAGAAAUAUUUAACAGUGUUUGUUUGUAGCGAUUUAGUGGGUGACAUUGUCCCUUCAAGUGAAGAACUGAAAUUCAGUGAUGAGUUGAAUGGAGAAAAAUGAGGACGUUCGUAAACAGAAGAGGAAGAAAAGGAAAAUGCAGGGUCGUCUGCCAUAAGUGCAAUUUACUUCUGGAAAAGCAAUGCCAAACAACAGUUUUUCUUUCUGGGCAGCAAAAGAUGACAACAAGCCCGACCUGCUCUGUGGGAGGCCAGCCGAUUACUUUGUGGUCCAGAAGCAUUUUACAAUUAUCAUAAGUGCCAUUAUUGUUUUGGGAGGGUUUUCAAAGAUGAUUUUAAAGAAUUCCGAGGUCUUUGCCUUGAUGGUUCUCUCUGUGUCAGGAUUUGUGACAGGGCAACUGGCUUACCAUUUUGUCGAGGUGCACCAAAUUGUCUACCCUCUUCUAAAAACACCAAGUUUUUCACUUUAUUGUUAUUUUUUACCUUUAAUUGUAUUUGUGGCUGCUUUGGACGUGGACUUUUAUAUAGUCAAGAACGUGUUAUGGCAGGUUUUGCUGACGGGAGUGAUUAGCUUUGGGAUAGCAUUUGUCACCAUUGCGUAUGUGGUUCUGAAAUUCAACGAAGACUCGUGGGAUCUGCAGUGCUGUUUACUCUUCACCAUCACGCUGUGCAUAAUAGACCCUCUCCAUUCCGUCAACUCGCUAAAAACGAUUGGCAUUUCUAAGAUGUACACGGACAUUAUCAGAGGAGAGUCGUUGAUCAUUUGUAGCUUCACAUGCAUUUUCUUUGGAAUUUUCCGGGGCCAUACAACUAACGUUUCCAUGUUCAGGGAGUUACAUGUCAUCAUUGGACUCAGCUUUGACAUUUUUGGAAGCGCAAUAUGUGGAUAUUGGUGUACGAGAUUCAUUCGGAUUAUACUGACCGACCUUUUUAGCAACACACUGACUAACGUUGUUCUCUGUUUUUCUCUGGUGUACAUGACUUUCUACCUCGUGGAAUAUUUUGGAAUGUCAGGAAUUGUCGCUUUGGUUACAGUAGGCCUGAAUUUAGAUUCGUUAAGUUUUAAACCGAGGAUGGAGUUCAUAAUUACUAAGUUCUUAAUAAUGUGUUCAUCUGCAUAUGAACAUUUAAUAUAUGGCUUCUUUGGCAUUGUGAUUGGCUGUGGAGAAAUCAAAUAUUUCAGAUUCCACUCACUAGUUUUCACUGUCACCUUAUUUGUAACAGUGAAUUUUGCAAGGUUGCUUACUGUUCUCUUCGUGAGCCCUAUUUUGAUGCAUUCAAGUUAUGAGUACGAUUGGCGAUGGGGCGUUGUCAUCGCAUGGUCUGGAAUUAGAGGUGUUUUUAGCUUACUCCUGGCUCCAGAUAUUUAUAGUUUUUCUGAACGUAAAAUAGAGGCACCGCAUAUGUUUAUAUUCUAUAUACAAAUACUAUCAAUAUUGACAACAGGAAUAAAUUCACAUAUGAUGCUUCGAUCAGCCAAGACAUUAGGUUUGUGUGCUCUCUCCCUCCCAAGACAAAUGGCUGUUCGAAAUGCCAUUGAACACAUACAGCAGAAUAUACAGAAUGCAAUAAAUUUAUUUAAAACAGAAAAAAUUUUAACAAAUGUUAACUGGAAUGUAGUAGAAGAAAAAGCAAAUAUUGGAUACAAUCCUAUUUUAAAACAGACGCACACUGUUCAGGUUUCCUCUUUUCAUGGUCCAAAAGAGGAGUCCCCAACAGAUGAAGUUUUAAUAGAAGAGGCCAGAUUGCAUGUAGCUAUAAUACAAAUGAGCAGCUUUGAAAAGCAGUGUAAUGAUGGGGUCCUUGGGGUAGAGGCGGCCCGGAUAUUAAUUGGUGCAACCAAAAGCUACUGCCCCAUCCACGGAAAAUUCAUGAGUAUUUCUGAUGUUUCAACUUAUGUGAGAGCUAGAAGUUGGCUUAUAAAGUUUAAAAACAUGUUAACUUACUUGGAAUAUCACAAAGAAAGGAUACUUUUCACUGUACCUGGGAAUAAUAAAUUUCUGAUUUUUGUCUAUCGCAUUAUAAUUUCAGAAGAAUUUGAAUAUGCCACAUAUGUUGUAUCAGUAAUGUAUAUUUUCCCUAUGAUAAUACACAUAUGGCCAACUGCAAGAGAGCUAAAUAUAUCAGCACUGAUAUCCAUAAACUACUAUUUUAUGUUUUUAUACACAUUAGAAUCAGCACUGAAGAUAAUGAUUUUAAAAAAAAAGUACUUUCUUCAGAAUUGGAAUACUUUGGAUUUUUUCAUCAUAGUUAUGGGAAUCGUUGAUAUAUUGUGCAUCUACUUUGUCAAGCUGAGACCAGACAGCUUGAUUCUGAUCCAGUUUACAGUGGUGAUAGGAUAUUUAAGAAUAAUUAGGUUUCUUCCUAUCUUUAAGAUUAUAAUACCAAUACUAAUAAAUAUUGCGGACGUACAGAUCAAGAAGAGCCUCAGUUUGAUGUACAGUAUUACAAAAGGCUAUGUCAAAAGUCAGGAAGAUGCCAAACUUUUGGUCAGGCAAAUUUCUGGUCGUGAAUCAAUCUAUCAGAAACUGUAUGACAUUCUAGAAAAAAACAAACGAGAGGCUAUUAAAGAACUAGGGCUCCUAGAGCACGAAGGACGCGAUGUCGUCAUUGCCCUGAAGACAAAGCAGGCCAUCCGCCAUGUGAUUGCUAAAGCCCUGAAGAACCUCACCUUCCUCUGGUCAAGAGGCAUCAUUGACAAGCACGAGGGCAUCGAAAUGAAUAAGGUACUUCUUACAAAAAUAAAAGCCUUGAAUAACUUUCCAAUGGCAAUCCCACCUCCAACCCCAGACAAAUACCUACCCAACAUCGUUUGGAUGGAAAAUAAAGAUGUUCUCAUUGAGUUCUUCAAGGAAAGAACUCGACUCACCUAUUUUGACUACGGUGAUAUCAUCUGUAGAGAAGGUGAAAUGCCCCAAGGAAUCUUCUUAAUUAUUUCAGGAAUGGCAAGUUUGCAUAGCUCAUCUCCCACCUUUGGGUUAGACGCAAACCAGGGGACUGAAAGACAGUUCAAGACUAUGUACACAGAGUACUGUACCAGUGGAGAUGUACUUGGUGAGCUCAGCUGCUUGCUUAAGCGUGAAAUUGAAUAUACUGCCAUCUGUGAAACUACUUUGCAGGCUUUCUUCAUCUCCUUGGAGGAUUUAUAUGAAGGUUUUGAUGUCUUCUGGCCAUCUCUGGAAUAUAAAAUAUGGCUCAAGCUUGCUCUUGGUGUUGCAAAUCAGUAUUUUGAACAAGUUAUUGCUGGUGAGGAUUUAAAGUUUCAGAAGUGUGUGGUGUCCAAUUAUGCAUAUGUGGAGACUCUGUCAAGCUAUAAUGAAAUGACUCUUAAUCAUGUGGCCAUGAAAAUCGUUAUUCUUGUGUACGGCAACGUAAUUAAUAGCAAGACGGAAGAAUCGCAUGUUGCACCCAGCAUUAUUCCUAAGUCCUGUGAUCAGAUCCAGGGAAUUUCAGAUGUAAGCAAGCUUCUGAUAAUCCUGGCAUCCGAACCUGUCAAAAAUGAUGCAGCUACCCCUGCCAUGGUCAGUGGUGAUCUUCGAACAACCAAGAAAGACUAUAACUGGAAGAGAAAAGACGAGUUUGAAGGUGGCCAUCUCUUUAGAAAGACAAAUUAGAGCAGCCGUUAUGAUGUGUGGAGUCAGGUAACGGUGGAGCUGACACCCGGCACAAACGAUGUUGACUUAGCCACUGCUCGAGCUGUCUGCCGCUGCAUUCAUUUCAGAAGCAAUCAGUGGGUGACCACAGAUGCUUCAGAUCUUGAGUAGCUGCAUUAUGCUUGAGAUACUCAAAAUUCUUCAGUAUAAUACAAAAUUCUUUAAAACGGAGGGAAGGAAACCUUCCCUUAGCUUAGCACAAACGGUAACAGAGUAAGUUGGCAAAUGAGGCGUGCAAUUUAUGUCGGAGUCUGAAGCGCAAUACUCAUGGAAUUGCCAUAAUCUAUGCCUCUCCGACACUUUGUAUCUUCCCCCUCUAAUUUAGUAUGUGCUGAAAAGUGGGAGAAUGGUCCACAGUCUUGGUUACUGGGAGCAAAGCUUAGGAGAAGUCCACAUCUUUACGUUUCAUAGUCCUGCUUGCUGUGACUUUCCAUUUUCUUUUUAAAAGUCAAAUAAAGUUGAAUGUUAGGAUCAAUGAAUAACUUUUUAGAAUCCAUUCCUUCUUAUCAUUUUAACGAGACUGAGACUAUGUGAUAGUUUUGGGAAAAAUCAUAAUACAGGUAAGAAUAAAAAAAAUGUACAGGACAAAAAGUUGAACUUUCAGACUUCUCAGGGCAGGUCCUGAGUGGCCUUCACUGUGUCAGGAAAUGUCAGAUGUGACUGUACCGACAACAUGGGUUCACGUUCUGAUGUGAUGUGCCCAGAAAUAGGAGCACAUGGUGCUGCCACUUGACAGUGUCAUGGGCCAAGUCCCUCCUAGUGUCCCACUCCCUCACCUGUGGCCCUGGCCUCUCAUGUCAGCGAAACACCCAUGGAGAACUUUGAUUCUGAUGGAAGGCUGCUUAGCUUGAAUAGUCAGUUUUUCAUAACGUAGAAUUUACCUGAAGAGCCUCUGCUAAGGAAUGACUUAGAUCAGGGGGCCUGUGGACAUGUUUGUGGUGGGGAUUGCCCUGACUGUUGAUGUAGGAAGAUCCAGCCUGUUGUGAGUGUGGGGUACCAUUUCAUAGGCUGGGCCCUGAACUGUUUUAAGAGCGGAAAAAAAUAAGCAUCUGUCAAGCAAAGAUGCAUUUAUUCUUUUUGUCCUUGAUUGGGGAUGUGAAGUGACCACUCCUUGCCUUGCUUUCCCCCAAACGAUAGAUUAUAUCCUAGUCAAUAAGUGAAAUAAACCUUUCUCUGUCACUUUUGCCCAGGGCGUUUUCUCACUACACAACAGAUGGCUUUGUCUUUCUGCAGUUAAGGGUUCUCUUCCUGGACCAGAACUGUCACAUGGCUACAUGCUUGUUACCCCGAGAUGAGCUGGAACCUCCUCCCCUUGCUACUCUGACCUGUCAGGCCCGAGAGGGAAGCAUCAAUGAGCAACAACAGUGUUGCUUGGCCUGUCCUGUAAAUGGUUCUGUGUUCUCAAUCCUGGGCUCUUCAUUUGAACGUACCGCUCAGUACAUAAAUGAUUAAAUGCAUAUUUAAUCUUGCAGUCAAGUGUAGGCGGUCCAGAUGCACUGGAAAAGGUACAGCUUUACAGUCUUGCUUAGGAGGUCAAUUAGCCUGCAUUUGAAAUGACCGGAAGGAUGAUACUUCAUUUACAGAAUGCUUUGUGCUUCAGGUGAUUAGAAAAAACUCAAAAGCUGUAAGCACCAAAGAAAUUUAUUAUCAUUACGUAACCCAAGGACAGGUUUUUCAGAAGGUAGAAAUUAUCAGACUAGUUUUUUUUUCCUUCUAUUGUUAUUCACCUGUUCUGUCCUAAUUCUGCGGUUGCAUGUUUUCCUGAUCACAACCAACAGCAGACAAAAAACAAAACCCAAACCCUUUUGAGUUAUUCUUUAGCUAAAGGAUUAUUUUAGAAGUCUGACAUGGUGGGUGGCUCACACCGAGAAUCCUAGCAUUUGUAAGGAAAGACCAAGAGUUCAAUAGUUCAAGGCCAGUCUCACCUACACAACACUAUCUCUCCCUGUGUGUGUGUGGGGGGGGCAGCAGAGAAAUUCUAGAAACCCCUAGGAACCUUCUAUUUGUGUCUCAUGGGCAAGAAUUAUCACACACCCAUUUCUGAACUAGUUAGCCACAAGAGCUGGGGCUUGCAGAUUAGCUUAGGUUGGUUGGCCAGGGAGCCCAGAGAUACACCUGUCUCUGCCUUCUCAGUGCCAGGAUUACAAGCUUGCCCUACCACACCUGGCACAGCAAGCAUUUCACCAAUUAAAUAUCUUCCCAGUUCCCAGGUAAGGAUUUUUUUUUAAAGAAAAAACCAGUUAACAUAUACUCAAGCCAGAGUCAAAAUUCUAUUUUCUCAGCUUGCAUGUAGGAACUGACAGCUUGAUUGAUUUGGCCUCUUUGUGAAGGUGGGGGUGAAAUCAGUUUUGGCAAGCACCCCUAGAGUUCAGUUUGUCCCUGUGCUCACCUAGAAGGCCGUCCGCUCUUAUAGAGCAUUUCUUAGUUUCUGGAAGAGCCACUCAAGCUGCCUCUUCUUUCCUACUUUCCUGGGCCGGAGGUAGCACAGACACCUUUAAUCCUGGCAGUUGGGAGUCUGGGCUACAUUGUGAAUUUCCGUUUCAAGUCAAAACCAACAAAAAAAUUUCCUGCAGUCAUUAUUCAGCUUCAAGAAACAAAUCUUUACAUGGAUAAUAAAAUUCAUUAAAAAAAAAGAUUCAGUCCAAAAUUUAUCCCUACCCCACCUCCCCCAACAUUUAAAAUCGUGUUCACGCCUUGGAAAUAUCCAUCUAAUAUUGAGUAUUUGUAUUUGGUAAAGGAUACUUAUACCAAGCCUCGGUCUCAAAACUGUCUAGUGAGAAGUACCAGAAUUCAGUUUUUAAAGAAUUUUUAUACUGACAUUAUUAAUGUGGGCGGAACAGUCAAAAUGCCAAGAUUUAGAAGCCUGCGUGAGGAGGUGCAACACGUUUAUGGAGAUGAGGAAAAAGGCAAUGAAUCUGGCUUAGAAUUUACUAAUUCAGUGGUAAACAGUCCAUUGAUCAAUAAAAACUAGACUCAAGUUUGAGCAACUAACAAUGGCAACAAGGGCAUGGUGGCGUCCUCUUGCAAAUCCUGGCACCUGGGAAGCUGGGGCAGCAGGACUGAUUUCAAGGCCAGCCUGGGCGCAAAGCAAGAUAGUAUCACAAACAGAAAGCAAAAACCUCAACAGGAAGUUGAAGCCAGACUUCCCAUGGAAAGCAAGCACUAAAACAAGCCAGUGUUUAUGGGAGAAGAGAGCCAGUCGUGAGGUACCUGAUAGGUAGGGAAUGACAGGAGACAACAGCAAGGAAGUCAGGAAAUGAACUGUCUGGGCAACGUCUACAACACAACAAGGGGCUCCUCACCAGACCCAGGAUCCACCAUUGCCUUAAAUAGCCACUGCUCAAGCAACCCAGACCUAGACCCACAAACGCCUUUCUACCCUGUCUAGUAGCAUUGUGUAUCCCCAAAACCAUUCAGUUUGGAGCAGGAAAAAAAUAUAUAUACCACCAUCUCAAAAGCUUUUUUUUUUUUUUUAAUGUAUGCUUUUAUGCCAAAAGAUGGCAGCAGAUCCCACUAGAAAUGGUUGUGAGCCACCAUGUGGUUGCUGGGAACUAAGGGCCUCCUCUUAAUCGCUGAGUCAUCUCUCCAGCCCCCCAAAGCUCUUUCUUCUGUCUCCCUGUACUGCUGAGAUUAGGUUAAGGCUGUAGUCUACAUACCUACUCCUGAGACCCUAGGCAAACAGGAAGUAACGAAGUGGCCCAACACACGUGAGAGAACCUAUCCUUCAGUGGCUCCUGUUUCACAUGAAAUCUUACUUAUUUGUCCUUGGAGAAAAAUACCCACGUCAAUCCUAGCAAGAAGGAAGCCUGCUUCUGCUCCUUAGGCUAAGUCUUCUAGGCUAGGACUUCAAAACGUGACAACACAAUUUUCAACAAAGGAUUUUAUUUGUUGAACCCCAAAAAUCAGAAUUCAGGAAAGUGGCAACCUACUGCUAGGACAGUUUAGUGGCGAACCAUUCUGUCACCGCCUGUCCUUACAAGGUGUGUUCACAUGUACAUGGCACCAGAGCAGACAAACAGGAACCCUUGGAGGGAUGAGUGGUCUUGGGUGCACUUCCCUCCUUGGCAGGGCAAAGGAUGCCUCUUCUGAGCCCCCAUUCGACAGAAACGCACCAGAUUCCUGAUAGCACAAUAGUUAGAAAUUUCCCCGGGCUGUUCCCAAGUUUGUUACUUAUGAAAAAUACAGAAAUGAAAGUUUCCCCCAUUUCACUAUUUUCCAAGGAGGCUACAAAAGGUGAUAGUCAUUCUACCAUGGAGCCGAGUG